Rhodamnia argentea is the source of this 1724-nucleotide messenger RNA. RefSeq names its product beta-bisabolene synthase-like. The coding region runs from base 1 to 1698 and encodes 565 amino acids. The record is from RefSeq and is a predicted model, not a curated record. NCBI's taxonomy places the organism in Eukaryota, Viridiplantae, Streptophyta, Magnoliopsida, Myrtales, Myrtaceae. Gene Ontology annotation, molecular function: magnesium ion binding; terpene synthase activity. The transcript is spliced from 7 exons. Gene Ontology annotation, biological process: diterpenoid biosynthetic process.
AUGGCGACCAACGGCUCGAAGAGGCGUUCGGCAAACUUCCGGCCGAGCGCUUGGGAUUACAACUUUGUUCAGUCACUCAGAGGCGAAUAUGGGAGCAACAUAUUGAAGUCGCGUUUGAUGCAGGAGGUGGAACACGUUGAAAGGGUCACGAAGCUGAAGGAAGAAGUGAAGGAUCUUAUCCGUAGCGAAAUGCCUUGGGUGGAGAAGCUCGAGCAGAUCGACGCCGUCCAACGGCUAGGAUUGGGAUACCACUUUGAGCUGGAGAUCAAGAGCGCAUUGCAAGCCGUUAUAAAUGGCACAGACAAUAGCGCCUGGAGUUUUGAUGAUGAUCUACAUGCCACGGCGCUCCGAUUCAGGCUUCUCCGCCAAAACGGCUUCAAUAUGGAGCAAGGGGUGUUUGAAAGAUUCAUGACAGAAGAUGCGAGCAGUUUCAAAGAAUCCCUAAGGGAAGAUGUUGAGGGUUUAUUGAGCCUGUACGAAGCAUCCUUCUAUGGAUUUAAAGGUGAAGCCAUCAUGGAUGAAGCCAAGACUUUCUCUUCUACGUGUUUGGAAAAUCUGAAGGAAAGCCAUACUUGGGCAAAAAAGGUAAAUCACGCUUUGGACAUGCCCGUUCACUGGAGGCCCAACAGAUUGGAGGCCAGAUGGUUCAUGGACAUGUACGAGGAAGUUCAGUGCGAUCGCUGGAACCCCGUCUUGCUCGAUUUGGCUAAGCUCGAUUUCAACGUGGUGCAAUCAAUUUAUAGAGACGAAGUCAGCAAAUUAGCCAGGUGGUGGGUAAAUUUAGGGUUGAACAAGAUGGAGUUUUGUCGGGAUAGACUAAUGGAGCACUACUUAUGGAAUGCUUUAAUGGUCUAUGAACCACAAUUCGGAGCUUUCAGAGAGAUGAGCACGAAGAUCACGUGUAUGAUCACGUUGAUGGACGAUGUUUAUGACGUUUUCGGCUCAUGGGAAGAACUUCAAAUAUUGACGAAAUUCAUCGAGAGAUGGGAUAUCUCGGAAAUCGACAAGCUUCCUCCAACGAUAAGAACUUGUUUCCUUGCCAUGUACAACACCACGAAUGAAAUUGGCUAUUGGACCAUGAAAGCGCAAGGCUUCGACAUCAGUCCCUACUUACACAAAUUGUGGAUAAAUCAAGGUAAGACGUGGUUAGAAGAAGCAAAGUGGUAUCAUGAAGGCCACAAACCAACGCUCCAGGAGUAUCUCAAUGCUUCAGUGACAUCAAUUGGGGGACAUGUUGUAUUGGUUUUCUCUUACUUCACCACUUCAGACAAGCUAUCCAGAGAAACCCUAGAAUAUUUAUGCAGUAUCCCCAGCGUUAUGUAUUCCUCCUCCCUGAUUCUUCGGCUCACGAACGAUUUGAGCACCUCAUCGGCUGAGUUGGCGAGAGGAGAUAAUUUCAAGUCACUCCAUUGCUAUAUGAACGAAACGGGAGCUUCUGAAGAAGCGACUCGACAUCACCUGAAGAACCUGGUGCGAAAAGCUUGGAAACAGAUGAACGAAGACGUCAUCGGUGCCAACCCGUGCCCCGGACCUUUUCUCGGCGCUUGUUUGAACCUUGCGCGAGCGUCUCAAUUGUUCUAUCAGUACGGGGACGGCCAUGGGAUUCCGGAUCGGGAGACUAAAGACAACCUCAAGUCGAUCCUCAUCCGACCUGUCCCGAUAAAGCAGCAGCGAGCAGCUAAACGUUCCUCCGAUUAACCACGCCAGUUACGUCGCAAAUAAAA